AUGACAGACAACGUGACGCAGGAGAGCGGAGCGGCAUUGGGCCAUGCAGACGGGAGCCGGGCUGGAGAGGGAGGCGCAGCGGGCGAGGUGGGGCUGGCUAACACGGCUGGACUCGAGGGCGCCGACGAGGCUGAGGACGGGACGGUGGCGAUGGAGGUUGUGGGAGGAGCGGGCAAUGGGAGCACAAGUGGUGGGUCGGGCAAGGAUGAAGUCCGUGAGCGCAAUCUGGCGGCUGUGGAUACGCUUGUGGACGCGGACGACGAGGGCGCGUGGCAUGAGAACUGGGGCCAGCCGGUGCCCGGGCCGUACAACUUCAAGGAGCUCACCGAGAACAAGUUUGUCUCGCGGAAGAAGAAGUCGCGGCCCGCGUACGAUGAGGCUUUCCAGUGCGAGUGCGAUAAUGAGGUGCAGUGUGGGCCCGGGUGUGAGAACUUUGACAUGGCCAUCGAGUGCAUCGAGGGCUACUGCCACAUGCGCGACCUCUGCCGCAACCAGCGGCUGCAGCGGAAGCAGACGGCAGACGUUGAAGUCUUCCAGACCAAGCUCAAAGGACUCGGUCUCCGGGCGUGCUCGAAGGUCUCGCAAGGCGAUCUCAUCAUGGAGUACGUCGGCGACAUCAUCGACAAGCGCGAGUUCAACCGGAGAGUCAAGGCCUACGCUGACGAGAACAUCACUCAUUUCUAUUUCAUGUCCAUCGGCAACGAGGAGAUGAUCGAUGCUACCAAGGCCGGCAACAUCUCGCGGUUUAUCAACCAUUCGUGUGCUCCGAAUGCGCGGACCGAGAUGUGGACCGUGGCCAACGAGCACCGCGUCGGCCUCUACGCCGUCAACGACAUUUACCCUGGCGAGGAAAUCACCUUUGACUACCAGUUUGAACGGUACGGCGCCCAGGCACAGCAGUGCUUUUGUGGCGAGGUUGCGUGCCGCGGCACCAUUGGCGGCGAGCGCAAGGAGCUGGGUGCGUUUUUCUCGGCAAACGCUGCUUCGGCGUCCGACGACGACGACGACGACGUGGAGGCGAGCGGCGAGCGCAAGGCUUCCUCCCGAAAGUCGAGCUCCAAGGCUGAGAUCAAGCGCAUCAUGGACGAGCGCCAGCGGCGGCUCAUCUUUGACCUCUCCAACUCGGACUACACGCUCGAGCAGCGGCUUGCGGUCCUCUGCUCCAAGUCGGGUGGCCUGGGAUCGACCAAGUACGUGAAGGACUUCAAGAAGCUGCUCCUCCAGGUUGACUCGGCGCACAACAAGGCGCUGCUGGCCAACGUCAUGGCCAAGACGACGGCGAGUACGGUGCUCCGCGAGCUGGCCAAGGGCAACACCGUUUCGGCGCUUGUCCGCUGGCUGGCCUACACCGAUGGCAAGGACAAGUGGGCUGAGUUCCAGCUUGCCGUCCUUACCGCCCUCCGCAAGCUCCCACUCUCGCUCGACCAGAUGGCAAACAAGUCGCUCAACAGCCGACUGUCCAAGAUGGUCGAGUACCCCACGGCUGACGUUGCCUCGGCCGCCCAGUCGCUUCUCGACCACUUUUCCAAUGCCCAGUCGUCGCAGGUCUUUAUUCCACGCAAAAAGAUGCAGCCACCGCCGCUUGAGGCCGCAGCCGCUCCGACGGAUCCGAACGCGCUCCUCCCAGCGCCUAUGAUGGUCCUCCCGGAGCCGAUGGCGGUGGGCCCAGCGUCGGACGCGCCAGUGCGGAAGCCGGCUCAGGCGCGCCCGCCCAAGCGGCGGACGUCCGCUGCCGGCUCGGCUAUGUUCUCAUCACCGCCGCCGGAGGACAAGUCUGCUUCGUUCCGGGCCCCGCCGCCGCUGAACCCGCGGCCGCGUGACGGCGGGCGCGACUCGGGCCGCGACUACUCGCGUGACUCGGGCCGCGACUACUCGCGCGACUCGGGCCGCGACUACUCGCGCGACUAUGUCCGAGGUGGCGGUCGUGAGUACUCGCGCGAUGUGCAGGCGGCUCCGGCGUCGGCAGCCGUCCGAACUGGCUCUGCGGUCUCGAUGAGCGUCGAAGGCAUGGACCCGGCGACCAAGGAAACGUCCAAGCUCAUCCAAGACACGGCAUCGGAGCAGGCCAAGCGGCUGCUGCAGCAGUCAGAGGCCGAAGCGCGUCGCGAGACCAAGCGGCGGCGGGCCAAGGAGGCCGAAAUGCGCAAGGCGAAGAAGCGGAAGCUGCUCUCCAAGUCGGGAGUGACGAGAGACAUGAAGCCGUCGAGCAAGCUCGUUACGCUCCUCCGCGACGAGACACCGCUCGACCCGCUGCAGCCGCUGUUUAAGACCCGCGUCUCGGAGCUCAUCAAGGAGGCGCUCCGUCCGUUCCACAAAGCUGGGCGGUUUGCGUCCAAGGACGACUUUGCGCACCUCGCCCGUAAGUUCUCGCACCAGAUCCGCGAGAAGGAGGGCGACGCCCGCCGUAACAACGGCGCGUCGUACUCGGUCGUCACCGCCAAGCUCAAUCGCAUACUUUGA
Messenger RNA from Thecamonas trahens ATCC 50062, 2460 nucleotides. RefSeq names its product histone-lysine N-methyltransferase. Gene Ontology annotation, molecular function: protein binding; histone H3K36 methyltransferase activity. The transcript is spliced from 2 exons. Gene Ontology annotation, cellular component: nucleus; chromatin. Gene Ontology annotation, biological process: regulation of DNA-templated transcription. NCBI's taxonomy places the organism in Eukaryota, Apusomonadida, Apusomonadidae. The coding region runs from base 1 to 2460 and encodes 819 amino acids. The record is from RefSeq and is a predicted model, not a curated record.